This is a messenger RNA of Vombatus ursinus (common wombat), 1339 nucleotides long. It is a transcript of the gene YRDC, whose product is annotated as yrdC N6-threonylcarbamoyltransferase domain containing. The record is from RefSeq and is a predicted model, not a curated record. Gene Ontology annotation, cellular component: cytoplasm. The transcript has 6 exons. The coding region runs from base 30 to 863 and encodes 277 amino acids. NCBI's taxonomy places the organism in Eukaryota, Metazoa, Chordata, Mammalia, Diprotodontia, Vombatidae. Gene Ontology annotation, molecular function: tRNA binding; double-stranded RNA binding; nucleotidyltransferase activity. Gene Ontology annotation, biological process: regulation of translational fidelity.
CACUUCCUGCCGGAAGUGCAUAUUCGCCGAUGGGUCCGGUUCGGACGCCUCCACCUGCCGUGCUGGCGGCCGUGGAAGCCGCAGCUAUGGGGCUGGGAGAGGGGUCCCUGGCCCCCAGCGUCGGUUGUCUCCUGCCCUCUCGACCUGCGGCCCGGCUCCUGCAGCUGCCUCGGGGUGUCGCCGACUCUCGUGCCGGUCGGGCCGCGGACCUGGAAGGCUGGUCCGGGGCUCUGUCGGCCGCUGUGAGCUCGCUCCGCGCAGGCGGGCUGGUCGCCGUUCCCACGGACACGCUGUACGGCGUGGCCUGCUCGGCCUCCUGCUCCGCGGCCCUCGGGGCGGUGUACAGCCUCAAGGGUCGCUGCCAGACCAAGCCGCUGGCCGUGUGCCUGGGCCGCGUGUCGGACAUCUACAGGUAUUGCCAGGUGAGGGUCCCCCGAGAGCUCCUGGAGGACCUGCUGCCUGGUCCUGUGACUCUGGUGAUGGAACGUUCAGGAGAGCUCAACAAGGACCUAAAUCCUUUCACCCCACUUGUAGGUAUUCGAAUACCCGAUCAUGCCUUCAUGAGAGAUUUGGCUCAGACAUUCUCAGGACCCCUUGCCCUCACCAGUGCCAACAUAAGCUCACAGCCAAGUUCAUUGAAUGUUAAGGAGUUCCAGGAUCUCUGGCCUCACUUGUCCUUAGUCAUUGAUGGGGGACCAAUUGGAGAUAUAAAAAGUCCUGAAUGUCGACUUGGCUCCACUGUGGUAGACUUGUCAGUGCCUGGAAAGUACAGAAUUAUCCGACCGGGCUGUGCACUGACACAGACUGCAGCCAUCCUCCAGAAGAAGUACGGCUUGGUCCCCUCAGAAGAGCCCUGCUCUUGAAAAGGGAGGAGAUUACAAGAACUGGAGCUAGGCACUGUGUGUCUGUUAAUUGGUGUGGCCUUGUUUAAUGAGGUCAUUGGGGCCACUUCUACAGACUUAACCUCUUCAAGUCUUGGAGAUCCCGAGGGAACCUUAGACUCUGCUCAUCUGAACUUAUAUAAACUGACUCUUUCCAAUAGUUUGAUGGAAAAAGAGACGUGAUUACAUUCAAUGUUUGUUUUAUAAGUUCCUGAGGAUGGCUUCUUUCUGACAUUGGAAUAAGUGGUUUACUUUUGGGAAAGUGGUCUAAGCACUUGCUUCUCUUUCCUCCAAAAGUUUGAGAUCUGGAGAGAUUUCACAUCUUGGGUCCCUGACUGGUAGCAUGGGCCAGAAGCUUGUGACUGUUAAUGUUAUUACCAGGUGACCAAAGUCUUUUUUUUUUUGUUUUUUGCUACUGAGGUUGGAACUAGGAGGAAAUAAAAUCUCUAAGGACACAA